AUGAGCCACGGGGCGCCGGGCGCAGCGGCCGCCGCGGCGGCCGCCGGAGGUGCAGCAAGCCCCACAGCGCAGGCACUGAAGGGUUCCGAGGAGCAGCAGCAGCAGCAGCAGCGGCACGAGUCGCAGGGCAAUGGGACGGGCGACGGGGCGCCCCCCCCGGCGGGACCGCGCACCGACCACGGCCAGCACGGCGUGGGCAUGCUGGUGGUGGAGAGCGUCGUGCCGGGCGGCCCGGGGGACGGCGUGCUUGAGCCGGGGGAUGUCCUCGUUCGCCUCGGGGGGCAGGUGGUCACCCACUUCUUACCCCUGGAGGAGGCCCUGGACUCGGCCGUGGGCGGCACCGUGGAGCUCAGCCUCGAGCGCGGCGGCAAGCCAAUCGACGUGAGGCUGGCGGUGACUGACCUGCACUGCGUGACGCCCUCGCGCCUGCUGGAGGUCGCGGGCGGCAGCGUUCACGCGCUGUCGUACCAGCAGGCGCGCAACAACCGCGCGCUGACGGGGCAGGUCUACGUCGCGGAGCCGGGUGGGUAG
Messenger RNA from Monoraphidium neglectum, 531 nucleotides. Its product is annotated as Protease Do-like 7. Bases 1 to 531 code for a protein of 176 amino acids. The record is from RefSeq and is a predicted model, not a curated record. Gene Ontology annotation, molecular function: protein binding. NCBI's taxonomy places the organism in Eukaryota, Viridiplantae, Chlorophyta, Chlorophyceae, Sphaeropleales, Selenastraceae. The transcript is spliced from 4 exons.